Molecule: messenger RNA, 681 nt
Organism: Orbicella faveolata
Lineage: Eukaryota; Metazoa; Cnidaria; Anthozoa; Scleractinia; Merulinidae
Product: uromodulin-like
Source: RefSeq, a predicted model, not a curated record
AUGCCGGAGAAAUGUGUUCUCAUGGAACGCUGCGGUGCUAAACAUCCAGGUUGGCUUAAUGGUGGACACCCAAAUGUAACCGAAGGUGUGGUGACACGUAACGUCUGUUAUAGCGGGAACGAUAGCUGCUGUUGGCAGAGUAACAUCAUUAAAGUGAAGAACUGUAGUGGUUAUUACGUGUAUGAGUUACAGAGGAUACCUUAUAGCAGGUUUCGUUAUUGCGGCAAUGCUGAUGCUUCAUCUACCAACUUGCUAUUGCGAAGCACCGGUACCAAAUCAUCUGCAGUGGAUGGCUGUGCAAAUUACAAAGUUCUGAAUGAAACAGACCGCGCCCAAGGAAACGCAUUGUCACCGCAUUUAAGAAGCGAUAUCGACCUGACAACUGGUUGGUACCGUUUCCAAGGAGCUGCUGGUGAUCGCAUGCCGGACAAAUGUGUUGUAAGAUGGCGCUGCGGUACUAAACUUCCAGGUUGGCUUAAUGGUACGCACCCAACAGUCGACGCAGGUGUGGUGACACGUAAAGUCUGUUAUGCAGGUAACUGGAAAAGGAGCUGCUGUGGUUGGAGUAACAACAUUAAAGUGAAGAACUGUAGUGGAUAUUACGUGUACGAGUUAAAGAACCCGCCUAACAACAACUCUAGGUAUUGCGGUAACGCCGGUGCUGGACAACGCGUUACGUAA